Molecule: messenger RNA, 879 nt
Organism: Colletotrichum godetiae
Lineage: Eukaryota; Fungi; Ascomycota; Sordariomycetes; Glomerellales; Glomerellaceae
Product: S-adenosyl-L-methionine-dependent methyltransferase
Exons: 4
Coding region: 1-879 (292 amino acids)
Molecular function (GO): methyltransferase activity
Source: RefSeq, a predicted model, not a curated record
AUGGCUGAGAAUGAUACUGCCAGCGCCAACAAGGCUUAUUUCAAUAAGCUAGCAGCCGAGUACGACGCGAAGUACGAAAAGACUAUUCUGCAGCUUGAGAAGGAGAUUCGCAAGCGCAAGGACUUUAUCGGUGCCGAUUGGGUCGUUGAUGAUGACGACGACGACGAUGACGAGGACGAGGACAAUGAGAGCGAGACUGCAGCGCAGGCGGCGGCGGCGAGUGGCCGGUCCGUGAGACUUCUUGAUUACGCUUGUGGAACGGGUUUGAUAUCAAGGGCCCUCGCGCAGUUCACAACGCAUUGCGUCGGCAUAGACAUUUCGGAAAACAUGGUGGCAGCGUACAACGCCCGGGCCGAGAACCAGGGCCUCACCACCGACGAAAUGCACGCCUAUCAAGGCAACCUCACGGACCCGUCCGAUCCAUCCCCCGCGGCGUUCGCAUCCGACGGCGGCAACGACGGCGGUCGCUUCCGCGACUUUGACGUCGCCGGCGUCGGUCUCGGGUUCCACCACUUUGAGGACCCGGAUCUCUCGGCCCGCCGGCUGGUGGAGAGGUUGAGGCCGGGCGGGGUAUUCAUCAUCCUCGAUUUUCUGCCGCACGAGAAGAUGGACCAUGCGUUGCCUGCUGCGCAUACCGUUAUGCAUCACGGGUUUUCGGAGGAGAGGAUGAGGAGUAUUUUUGAGCAGGCUGGUGCUGGUGGGGAUUUUAGGAUGGAGGAGCUUGGGAGUGGUGUUGUUUUUGGGGGGCACGGGCAUGGGCAUGGACAUGAUCAUGGACAUGGACAUAGCCAUCGGGAGGGAAAGGAACAUGAUCACGGCCAUGGUUCGGGGCAGGGGAUGAAGAGGCGGGUGUUCCUGGCGCGGGGGACCAAGGUUUAG